This is a messenger RNA of Nilaparvata lugens (brown planthopper), 604 nucleotides long. RefSeq names its product PXMP2/4 family protein 3-like. The transcript has 5 exons. The record is from RefSeq and is a predicted model, not a curated record. NCBI's taxonomy places the organism in Eukaryota, Metazoa, Arthropoda, Insecta, Hemiptera, Delphacidae. The annotation marks the transcript as partial. Gene Ontology annotation, cellular component: cytoplasm; membrane.
UUUGUUCGACUGGUCGGGUCUUACUUUGCUGCAUUAUACACGAACCCAAUUCGUACAAAAGCGUUUACUAGUUGCACGAUAACACUUCUAGGUAACUAUGUGUCGCAGAAGAUUCUAAAAAGCAAAUCUUUCGACCAGGAUGUAUUCAUAGCUUUUGGAUUGUACGGGCUGAUAUUCGGUGGUACAAUUCCACACUUUUUCUUCAACUUUCUAGAGAAGAAUGUACCUGGAGACAGCAAGAUUGGUGCUCUAAAACAGUUCCUGAUAGAAAGGUUGAUCUAUGCACCGCUCUACCAAGCAUUCAGCCUUUACGCUUUGGCCAGAUUUGAGGGAAAACCUCAUGAUGAUGCAGUGAACAACAUGUCUAAGUUGUAUUUUCCAGUCUUGAAAGCGAACUGGUACUACCUAUCACUAUUCCAAUACAUCAAUUUCCGCAUGGUACCACCAAUGUUGAAGGUGCUCUACGUCAAUCUUAUCGGAUUUUUCUGGUCGAUAUUUCUGAGUUACAAGAAAUCAAAAGCGAUAGAUAAACGAAAAGAAGCAAAGAAGUCUGCCGGAAAAAGACCUUGAAUAUUUAUAUACUCGAAAUACAUUGGCAAGUACA